UAAUGUUAAGAUUUGUUGAUUUAUUUUAUAUUUCAUUAUAAAGUUUUAAAGUAUUCGAAUAUUUGAAAACAAGACAACUUAUUUCUUGAAGCCGCUAUUAAAGAGUCGAAUUCAUUCAAACGAUUGCAAUAAAUCAUUUAUUUGUGAUUGAAACGCAUACAAAUUAAGAAGUUGAGAUCUGUAUUUGUGAUUGAAACGCAUACAAAUUAAGAAGUUGAGAUCUGUAACUGUAAAUAAAUGCAUUUUUCAAUUGCACUAAUUGCUAUUUUUGAUUAUUUAAAUAAUGGUAAUCUGAAAAUAGAGUGAGAAAGAUUAUCAUUAAAGCCACGUUAUUUAGUUAUUCCAUAUGUGAGGACUAUUCCUUCUGGACCGAAUUAGAAUUUAAAAAUGAAAGAUUUAGCUCCACAAUCUGACAAUGAAAACAGCCUCAGUCAAUUCAUGACUGACACAACAUCUUCUGAUGAUAUUUGUGAUAAUAUUAUUCCAAAAACUGAUCCAGAUUUAUUGACUGAUGCACAAAUUGGAACUUUGCCUUUUGUAAGUCCUCUGUGCUAUUUGCCAUUCGAUUAUGAUAAUCAUAAUCUUUUAACUUUUAAUAUGGGGAAUCAAAGCAUUAGUCAGAAAAAGAAGAGGUCUUCUCGAUCAAAAAUUAACUCCAAAGUUCAGAGGCACCGAAAUCGACGCGUCUGCCACAGCGUGGAAGAACUACAAACGCAGAGAGUGCUGGCCAAUGUCAGAGAACGGCAGCGGACGCAGAGUUUGAACGACGCUUUCUCCGCCUUGCGACGCAUCAUACCCACUUUACCAUCUGACAAAUUGAGCAAAAUCCAGACGCUGAGGCUGGCCACUCGUUACAUAGAUUUUCUCUACCAGGUUCUGCAUUAUGGCGAAGAGGAAGAUAGUUCUCAACAGCAACAAAGUCUGUCUAAAGGAAGUUAUUUGGCCCACGAAAGGCUGAGUUACGCAUUCUCUGUUUGGAGAAUGGAAGGAGCCUGGUCAACACAGUGAGUCUACGUCUAAUUAACACUGUAAAGCUCCUUAGAAAUUGGGACCCAAGUUAAAUGUUAAAGCCAUUUAUGUUACAGUAUACGUACUUAUCCAUGUCUCACAGCGCUGGACGUUUGAAUAUACAAUGGAUGAAUAAUCAAUACAUGUCCGACGAAAUUAUUUUUGUAAAAAAUUUACAAUUAAUACUUGAAUUUUUUAUACUAUUUAUAUAUUUAGAAACAUACAAAAUGUUAUUUAUGUAUAGUUUUCUUUUCCUCAGUUUAGUAAUUCUCUCAGAAAUGUAUUUUACGUUUGUA
Parasteatoda tepidariorum (common house spider) is the source of this 1304-nucleotide messenger RNA. RefSeq lists its product as uncharacterized. Gene Ontology annotation, biological process: developmental process; regulation of transcription by RNA polymerase II. Gene Ontology annotation, molecular function: protein dimerization activity; RNA polymerase II transcription regulatory region sequence-specific DNA binding; DNA-binding transcription factor activity, RNA polymerase II-specific. Lineage: Eukaryota; Metazoa; Arthropoda; Arachnida; Araneae; Theridiidae. The record is from RefSeq and is a predicted model, not a curated record.